This is a messenger RNA of Stegastes partitus (bicolor damselfish), 2364 nucleotides long. It is a transcript of the gene prpf19, whose product is annotated as pre-mRNA processing factor 19. Gene Ontology annotation, cellular component: cytoplasm; U2-type catalytic step 1 spliceosome; Prp19 complex. The record is from RefSeq and is a predicted model, not a curated record. Gene Ontology annotation, molecular function: ubiquitin protein ligase activity; protein binding. Lineage: Eukaryota; Metazoa; Chordata; Actinopteri; Pomacentridae. Bases 161 to 1678 code for a protein of 505 amino acids. Gene Ontology annotation, biological process: mRNA splicing, via spliceosome; protein ubiquitination; DNA repair. The transcript has 16 exons.
GAAGAAGAAGCUCCGUUUGUAGCGGCAAUGAAAGGACAGCGUGUUACUUCCAAUUCGAGCAAAACAUAAGUAAAGUGUACACUUUAGCGUUAUUAACUGUCAAGCACAGAGCGAGCAUAAUUCAUUGUAAAGAAGAAACUAUUCGGACUGCGUCGGGAAGAUGUCUUUGGUUUGUGCAAUCUCCAACGAGGUGCCGGAGCACCCGUGCGUGUCCCCGGUGUCCAACCAGGUGUUUGAGCGCAGGCUGAUCGAGAAGUACAUCGCAGAGAAUGGAACAGACCCGAUGAACGGACAGCCGCUGUCCGAGGAGCAGCUCGUAGAUAUCAAAGUGUCCCAUCCUAUUAGACCAAAGGCUCCAUCAGCAACGAGUAUCCCAGCCAUUCUCAAGUCACUUCAAGAUGAGUGGGAUGCUGUUAUGCUCCACAGUUUCACCUUGCGGCAGCAGCUGCAGACCACUCGUCAGGAACUUUCACAUGCCCUCUACCAACAUGAUGCCGCCUGCAGAGUCAUUGCUCGACUCACCAAAGAGGUCACUGCUGCAAGAGAAGCCCUUGCCACACUUAAACCCCAAGCUGGACUGGUUGCUCCUCAGGCAGUUCCUGCCUCUCAGCCAACUGCAGCAGGUGCUGGUGGAGAGCCUAUGGAGAUUAGUGAACAAGUGGGAAUGACCCCAGAGAUCAUCCAGAAGCUCCAAGACAAGGCUACUAUCCUCACUACAGAGAGAAAGAAGAGAGGAAAAACUGUCCCAGAGGAGCUGGUUAGAGCUGAGGAUCUCAGCAAAUACCGCCAAGUGGCCUCCCACGCUGGUCUUCAUAGUGCCAGCGUGCCUGGUAUUUUGGCUCUGGAUCUGUGUCCCUCAGACACCAACAAAGUGCUCACAGGUGGAGCUGAUAAGAACGUAGUGGUGUUUGACAAGAACGAGGAGCAGAUUGUGGCAACACUUAAGGGUCACACCAAGAAAGUCACCUCUGUCAUUUACCAUCCAUCUCAGUCUGUGGUCUUCUCAGCAUCUCCAGACACCACCAUCCGAGUGUGGUCUGUCACCGGUGGCAACUGUGUGCAGGUGGUGCGCGCCCACGAGGCAGGUGUCACCGGUCUGUCUCUUCAUGCUACUGGAGACUAUCUGCUCAGCUCCUCUGAGGAUCAGUACUGGGCUUUCUCUGAUAUCCAGACUGGUAGAGUCCUCACCAAAGUUACUGAUGAAAGUGCUGGCUGUGCUCUCACUUGUGCUCAGUUCCACCCUGAUGGUCUCAUUUUUGGCACUGGUACGGCCGACUCCCAAAUCAAGAUUUGGGAUCUGAAGGAGCGCACCAACGUGGCCAACUUCCCUGGCCACUCUGGACCUGUCACCUCUAUCGCUUUCUCAGAGAACGGAUACUAUCUGGCCACGGGUGCCCAGGAUAGCUCUCUGAAACUGUGGGAUCUGAGGAAACUGAAGAACUUCAAGACCAUCACUCUGGACAACAACUAUGAGGUGAAGUCCCUGGUGUUUGAUCAGAGUGGUACCUACCUGGCAGUAGGAGGGUCUGACAUCCGCGUCUACAUCUGCAAGCAGUGGUCGGAGGUCCUCAACUUCACAGACCAUUCAGGAUUGGUGACCGGAGUGGCCUUUGGAGAGAAUGCUCAGUUCCUGACCUCUGCAGGAAUGGAUAGAAGUCUCAAAUUUUACAGUUUGUAGAAAGGAAUACAUUCAGUAUGAGAGGAGUGUAGAAUGAUCUCUAUGUCUGAGCAGUCACCAUCCUGGCCGUCAUUUUUAGAAAAAAAAGAAAAAAAAAUCACUGCUAACUUUGCUUCUUUUAGUGUGUUAGUCCUCGUGUCCAGGGAAGAAAUCCAAUGAACCACAGCAGCAUGGUUAAUAUAACAUGUUUGUUGGCUUUGUACGUUUGAAAUCUAAACGAUGUGAUAUGAGCUGCAAUGCCAGUGUCAAGUUCCUGUCCUAUUUGCCAGAAAUUAUGAUUUUACUGUAGUAUCUUCUUUUUGUGUGUGUGUGGGUUGGGUUCAGAAGUUGUUUGUGAUACAUCUCUGAAAUGUACACAGUCAGAAACUAUAAUUGAUGAUGAUCUACUUUGCCUCUUAAUUUAGAGCAGCUUCAUGACAAUAUUUUAGGGUAAGAUUACAAUACAGCUGUAGUGAUGUAAAGUGGAAGAUGAGCAGGUGUAUGAGAUUCAUGUACUUCUGUGAAAAAUUUAGUCAUGUUUAACUUUCCCUUUGUUUCAUUUCCUGUUUUAUUUGUUCCACUUGACAUUUUUUUUUUUGCUUUUUUACAAUUGUAUAUUUCCCAUUACUUGCCGUUUUACCUGUUGCACCUCUGCCCUUUUACAAUAAAAUAAAAUAUCUUUUGUAUUGCCAUACAAGCACCAGUAA